Messenger RNA from Closterium sp. NIES-65, 2055 nucleotides. The record is from the annotation of a GenBank genome assembly. Lineage: Eukaryota; Viridiplantae; Streptophyta; Zygnematophyceae; Desmidiales; Closteriaceae.
AUGGUGUACGUAUGCGUGCAGGCGCUGGUGAACGUGGGGAGGGAGCUGAGCCUGGAGGUGUCCGGGCGUGUGUCCACCGAGGUGGAUCCUAGGCUGGCGCACAACACGGCCGCCAUGGUUGACAGGGUGCGCAACCUGGCAGAGCUGUACAAGGAGGUGGACGUGGGUGUGAACCGAGUGCUGUUCAAGCUGCCCGCCACGUGGGAGGGGAUUGAGGCGGCGAGGCAUCUGGAAGCAGAGGGCAUCAAGACGCACGUCACUGGCGUCGCCAGCUUCGCCCAGGUGUCAGCAUGUGCGCAGGCCAACGUGGCAGUCAUUCAAAUCCCCGUCGGCCGUAUCAAGGACUGGGCACGCACGCAUUCAGGCGACAAGGAAGUGGAAGCUGCAGCAGCCAAGGGCGAGGACCCUGGUGUCAGCCUGGUGCGCCGAGCGUGUGCGUUUAUUGCCCGCAACAACUUCCCCACCAAGGUCAUGGCAUCCAACAUCCGCAGCAAGGAGGACGCACUCAGCCUCCAUGGCACUGACUACCUGGUGGUGCCACUCAAGGUGAUGGAGGCUCUGAAAGACACUCCCGCCUCCCCUGACCUCAAACCUGCAGCACUCAGUUCAGCAGCUGACAAGGUCAAGCCUUGGGAUAUGGCGAGGUUCAUGGCCAAUAUCGGGCCCUGUGCCAGGCAGUUGCUGCAGGCUGAGAUUGAUUCUGCUGUGUCUCAGGCGGAGAAGGUUGACAAGCACUUCAAGAAGAUCUGGCCGCCCCCGAACGUUUCUGAAACAGAGCAAUACUUGUUCAAAUUCCAGAUCCCGUCUCUCCUUCCGUACGUACGUUUCCCUAUCCACGCCUCAGGUGCUUCCCAUUCUCACUCUCUCAAGCCCAUCCCAGCAGCUGCCGGCCACGCUUCAGCAUUCAGCAGCCAAGGGAAUACAGAGGGGAAGGAGGGAAAGAAGAGCAACGGAGCGGGGGACAGUCCGGUUGAGGGGGUGAGAGAGGGGGAGGGGGAGGGAGAGGAAAAGAGAGAGGUUGAGGGUGUGGGAAAGGAGGGCGAGGAGGUGGAAGAGGAGAUGGGGGAGAGCGUGGCAGCAGCGCGAGUGCGGGUGAGGCACGAGCUGUACGCGCCCAUCGAGCCGUAUCGGUCCGGCACACUGGCUGUGUCUGACGUGCAUACGGUCUACUGGGAAGAGAGCGGCAAUCCCAAAGGCCAGCCUGUCAUUUUCUUACAUGGAGGCCCAGGAGGCGGCACCUCCCCGGCCAACAGGCGGUUCUUUGACCCGACGUUCUUCCGCAUCAUCCUCCUGGACCAGCGGGGCGCGGGCAGGAGCACUCCCCAUGCCUGCUUGGAGGAGAAUACCACGUGGCACCUCGUGGAGGAUAUCGAGACGCUGAGGAAACACCUGGGUGUUGAUAAGUGGCUGGUGUUUGGAGGGUCAUGGGGUUCCACUCUCUCGCUCGUGUAUGCAGCCACUCAUCCAGACAGGGUAGCAGGCUUGAUUCUCCGGGGAAUCUUUCUGCUGAGAAGGAAGGAGGUGGAGUGGUUUUAUCAGAAGGGAGCUGAUUCCAUUUUCCCGGAUGCGUUUGACAAGUACCGCGAAUUCAUUCCCAAGGACGAGCAGCAAGAUUUGGUAACAGCCUACCACAAGAGACUUAUGAACGACUCCGACCCUGACCAGCAGGUGGCGGCAGCGCGGCACUGGACGGAGUGGGAGAUGGCCACCAGCUACCUCCUUCCCAACGAGGACUCCCUCAAACGAGGCGAGGACGAUAAAUUCGCUCUGGCAUUCGCGCGCAUAGAGAGCCACUACUUUGUGAACAAAGGCUUCCUGCCGGCUGACUCCUUCCUGCUUGACUCAGUGCCCAAGUUCAGACACAUCCCAGCUGUCAUCGUUCAGGGUCGGUAUGACGUGGUUUGCCCAAUUGUGUCGGCUUGGGAGCUCCACAAGGCUUGGCCCGAAGCUGAGUUCAAGAUUGUUCCAGACGCCGGGCAUUCGGCCAAUGAGAAGGGAAUCAGCGAACAACUUGUAGCAGCGAUGGAGUCUUUCAAGCUUAAGCUCUCAAGAUGA